Solea solea (common sole) is the source of this 4754-nucleotide messenger RNA. It is a transcript of the gene rorca, whose product is annotated as RAR-related orphan receptor C a. Gene Ontology annotation, molecular function: zinc ion binding; RNA polymerase II cis-regulatory region sequence-specific DNA binding; nuclear receptor activity. Gene Ontology annotation, biological process: regulation of transcription by RNA polymerase II. The record is from RefSeq and is a predicted model, not a curated record. The transcript has 10 exons. Gene Ontology annotation, cellular component: nucleus. Lineage: Eukaryota; Metazoa; Chordata; Actinopteri; Pleuronectiformes; Soleidae. Bases 424 to 1842 code for a protein of 472 amino acids.
GAGGAUCAUGUGUAGCCCACGCGCCGAAACGAGGUUACAGUGAGCUGCAGCGCGAGAGCAGAGCAGAGCAAGAGCAAGAGCACAGAAGAGACAGACAGACACAGACAGACAGACAGACAGACAGGCGAGGAGGAGCAACUCUUAGACUAUUUGAUCACAACAGCACCUGCGAGCUAACACUUAGUCAGUAACAGAUUCACUCUGCUGCUGCUUCUUCUUCUUCUUCUUCUUCUUCUUCUUUUAGAACAGUUUGUGUUUGAAAAGAAAGGCGAAGAAACAACGUUGCAAGGAUUUGGUGUUGUGACAGUUUUCAGCUGCUCCGGUUUUGGAGCGAAUAAGUGCGACUUUCAGACUUUCUCUCGGUAUUUUUUCCACCUGGAGUUGCAUGACACGAAGAACAAGCUGAAACCUUUUCCCGCCGACAUGAGAGCUCAAAUCGAGGUGAUACCCUGUAAAAUCUGUGGGGACAAAUCGUCGGGGAUUCACUAUGGUGUCAUCACCUGUGAAGGCUGCAAGGGAUUCUUUCGACGCAGCCAGCAGAACAAUGCUAUGUACUCCUGCUCACGGCAGAGGAACUGUCUCAUUGACCGGACCAACCGUAACCGCUGUCAGCACUGCAGGUUGCAGAAGUGUCUUGCCCUGGGCAUGAGCCGUGAUGCGGUGAAGUUUGGCCGAAUGUCCAAAAAGCAGCGUGACAUCCUUAUUUCAGAGGUCCAGAAGCACCAGCAGUCGCAGGCAGGCAGUGGUGCCCGUGAGGAGAACUGUGACAUGACCGACGUCAGCUGCCCCUACAGAAGAGGCUCCAGCACCACACUUAGUGAUCUGGACGACAUCUCCACGCUGCCAGAAGGCCUUCUGUUCGACCUGCCACUCACCCCAGAGGACGCAGGCGGGGACUACUGUAACCUGGACAUGCUGUACGGCAGCGCAGGGAGCAGCUCGUCCUCUCAGAGUUCACCAGAACAGACCAACUUGGACUUUGUAGAGGGCAAACACAACAUCAAGCACGAGUAUCAGCUGUUGCAUGACUCUGGACUCUUCUCGCACGCUAUCCUCGACCUGCUGCCCGGCGGCUACUCGCUGCUCGAGAUAGAGCGUAUAACUCAGAGUGUGGUCAAGUCCCAUAUUGAGACGAGCCAGUACAGCACAGAGGAGCUGAAGAGAAUGGCGUGGACCUUGUAUAGCCCAGAAGAGACGCGCUCAUACCAGACCAAGUCAGCUGAGGUGAUGUGGCAACAAUGUGCCAUUCACAUCACCAAUGCAAUCCAGUAUGUGGUGGAGUUUGCCAAACGCAUCUCUGGCUUCAUGGAUCUGUGUCAAAACGAUCAGAUUAUUCUCCUCAAAGCAGGCUGCGUGGACGUCCUUCUGAUCCGCUUGUGUCGGGCGUACAACCCCAUCAAUAACACGCUGCUGUUUGACGGAAAGUUUGCCACUGCUCAGCUUUUCAGAGCUCUUGGCUGCGAUGAUCUUGUAAAUGCUGUGUUCGACUUCGCUAAGAACCUGAGCCGCAUACAGAUGUCAGAGGAGGACAUUGCUCUUUUCAGUGCCGCUGUGCUGCUCUCGCCAGACCGACCCUGGCUCACAGACGUCCAGAAGGUACAGAAGCUGCAGGACAAAGUCUACGUGGCUCUGCAGCGCUGUCUACAAAAAGAGGGAGCACCAGAAGAGAAGCUUGCAAAGAUGGUGUCUAGGCUUCCUGUAAUGAAGUCCAUCUGCAACCUCCACAUCGACAAGCUGGAGUUUUUCCACCUGGUUCACCCCGAGACAGCGUACACCUUCCCCCCUCUGUACAAGGAGGUAUUUGGCAGUGAAAUCAGCUUCCCAGACUCCACCGAGGGCUAGUGCCGUUUAGAUAAAUAGCUUGAAAAAUAUAGAAACACUGAGGUUAAGGGAGGAGAGACAUAGAAAAUGUGGCAACCAGCUGAGGCAAAAAACAACAACAACAACAAGAACCAGCAGCUCGACAAUCCUGAACGCUACACUUCAGGUCACGCUCCUCUCGCAUCCCAAACCUGUGGAGGAGCAUGCACUGCCCCUGCAGGCCAGUCCCUUCACCGUCAACACUACAUACACUGCUGCUGAGUAGUCAGUGCAUGUUACCUCUUUUUUUGUUUUAGGAGGUUGAAGAAUUGUUGAAAUGGCAGCCUGCAUUUGUAUUCUGGAAACAGUUUUACAACCUCUCAUCAAAUUGAAUUCCUUUCUAACGUCCAUCUGACAUUAAUUACAGUUUCUUUAAACUAUUGUUGAAUGUACCCACUUUUCCCUUUACCGUUCAGCACAACCUGAGACUCCACGUAGAAUGUACAUAUUUAAAAUCCUCAACCCACCUUGUGGAGGUUCUCAGUAACUGACCUGUCAGUUGUCAGCUUUUUUUUCUUUUUCUGUAUGUUCUUUUUUGGUAGUGCCCAUAUUUUGCAGUUUUGUAACAUGAGAACAAACUGUUUAAAGGGACCAUGAUCAAACUCACAUGCAGAGAGAUUUCCUUUUCUUUCUUUUUUUACUGUGUGAAUCCGGCAAACAUUUGGUGUCUGCUGCCAUUGCACACAGAGCGCAAGACAUAGCACUUAUGCUGAUCUUUGUAGGUAUUUUUACAAGUAUACACCUUGAGCUCUUUAUUUUUGUAAUGCAAUCAAUGACCUCAAUCCCAAGACCUUUUUCCCUUUGCAAAUGCCACUUCGAGAGAGACAGAGACAAAGAAACACAGAGGUGUUGUCAACGUAUUUUCAAAUAUAUAUAUGUAUAAAUAUAUACAUAUAUAUAUUUAACACCUAUAUAAUCAUGUAAAAUAAGAACAGUUGUGAAUUCAUGCAGAUUAAGGGAGAGGAGGAGUAAUGUCACACUCAGGUCUCUUAAACAGAAACUGCCUGCCUGUACUUUGGGGUACUGGGAUGGAACGAUUGUCACGCAGAAGAAAAUCUAGUAUUAUGGACAAUAACAAGCACUUAGGAGUCCACGGUAGAGUCCAAAACAAACUCUCGGCACACGAUUUUUACGGGUUCGCGCUCAAGACUGCCAUCUGUGAAAAUGUACCAGUCAGAAAUGCUAGAAAAUACCCACUGCUGACAAGCUGGAUGAACAAGGUGUUGGGUUUUCAAAGAGGAACUGUCCCGCCCAAACCCACAUGCAGCACAAAGAAGAGUUUCAUCGGCAAAACCUCGGACAUUGUCUCAAUGAGCAGAGUCAAAGCUGAAAAAGGACAUUUAAAUACAUGCUUGAAGAAGAGGGAGUGGACAGGCAUCUCACUCCUCACGCUCAGCUCUCACUGCUUUGGGGUCACACAGAUUAUGAUGUUUGUGAUUGGUGAAAUAAUCCUCUGUUCCUUAUUCCCCCCACUCCCUGACUACCUCACCCUCCUCAAACACUACACGGCACAGAGCCAUCAGCUACCCCCCUGAGUUAGUAUUUCUGCAUACAUAUGAGAGAGCUUGUUGUUUUAAAAAAUAUAACAAUUAGAGAUGAAAGUAGACAAGCAGUGAUGAUACAGUCUUGCCCUUAAAAACAGACAGAAGACAAAAUGGUGGAUCUGCUUUUCAAGGAAAACCUACAUAGAUAAGAUACAGUUCUUUUACUGGAGAUGUAGGAAAAGAAAUUGUACCAUGUUUAUGUCAAAUGACAUGUCCUACCAUAGCAUACCAUAGGUAUGAAAAAGAAAUAACACUGCUGUUAAUGAUUUCUAAAGACAAUCAGAAUGACCAUUGUUGAAUGAUAUUUCAGCCUGGUUUGCCUUGCACUGCUGGGACAGUGCUUUCCGUCAUACUUAAAAAAAGUCAUCUCAUAAAAUAGUGGCAUAGUGGGAUUGUGCAAUAAUGUCUUUCCCAUCGCUCCGAGUGUGUCGGGCCUUUCAGUUUCUAUCUUUCACAAGCACUCCAGCAGAGUUGACCUCACAGCACAGAAACAUGAUGUUGUUAGGAAAUUAAUGUACCAAAAUACACAGCCAGCUACACACUUUCACUGACACACAGUGACACUCGCAGUGUAACAAAGUGCAAUACUUUGUGUGUCAAGUCAAAGAAUGUUAAGACGCGCUGAUUUCAGGAGACUCCGUGUACGUUAAUAGUCGGUGCAGGUCUAAACAUGUGUCCAGGGGGCAGCGAUGAAGAUCUGCACGCACUUUUCCAUGUAGUGUUACUCAGGGAGAUAGCUGGGCUCUCUGUCCUACGGUGUCUGCAGUCAGUCUAGCUCGUAAGACACCUCACACCAACAUAAAAGACCUUAAAACCUUGAUCACUGUGUACAGUACAUGUUCUUGUGAAUGUCUGAUUACAGAAGUAUCAAAGAUUUCCCCCCUGUCUAUCACUAUUAAGACUUUUCUCACGUUGGAGUAAUAGAUGAAAUAGGAUGUAUGGAAAAAAAAGAAAAAACAAACAUAAAAUUGGAUUAUAAUCUCUGAAUCUUGUGUUGGUUUUGUUGUGAUGUUUAUGUUUCCUAAUUGUAUCCUUACGUGUACUGUUUGUUUUGUUUUCCCUCAUCGUUUUUGUGUCAUUUUCUUGGAGAGAUGUUUUUUUUUGUUUUUUUAAGAGCGUUUUUGAAGAUGUCUCUCUAAAAGUUUCUCUUUUGUCAUGAUCCUUCUGUUUAUAAUAUUUUCACUUUAUUUUAAGAUUGUUAUUAUUAAAUCGAUAUAGAUUUUAAUAAGAAAUAAUUUAUGAUAUGUCAUGGAUAUAAAGCUUGAGAGGUUUUAACACAGUCAGGUGUUAUUGCACAAUGGUGAUACAAUAUGUGGAUUUAAGAAUGUAAUAAAAGUCCUUUUACAAUUA